Zea mays is the source of this 1003-nucleotide messenger RNA. RefSeq lists its product as uncharacterized. Bases 125 to 688 code for a protein of 187 amino acids. The record is from RefSeq and is marked validated. Lineage: Eukaryota; Viridiplantae; Streptophyta; Magnoliopsida; Poales; Poaceae. The transcript is spliced from 3 exons.
GGCAGAGCGGCCACGACGCCGCCCGUCGCCGCCGAUCCCUUUCGACCGCUCGGGUCUCCCUGCUCCUUCGCCUUUCCUCCUGAAAUCCAGCGACCGAAUCCGAUCGCCUUGGCGCAGGCGUUCGAUGGGCAACCACUACCAGACGCUGGGUGUCCGGCAGGACGCCACCAAGGCUGAGGUCAAGGCUGCCUUCCGUCGCAGCGCGCUACGCGACCACCCUGACCGCCACGCCGGCUCCACCGACGCGGCCGCCCGUGCCGACGCCGCCAGCCGGUUUCGCCAGGCGUCCGACGCGUACUACGUCCUCUCCGACGACAGACGCCGCGCCGAGUACGACCUCCGUCUUCGCGGUUCCACGUCUUCCUACGCGCGCACCUCCUCCUCUGGUUGGGCCUCCUCGUCGGCUUCCUACGGGUACGGCCAUGGCGGCGGUUCGUGGCGACGGACUCCUCCGGGUGCAGGUGCCGGCGCCGGCGCCUCGGUGGGGUCAAUUGAUUGGGAAUUCUUACUGAAGGCGGUCACUCGGCGAGGGUUCCUUAUCAAUCUGGGAUUAGCCAGUGUAUUGCUAUCUGGGGCAACUUUUCUUGAUUGGACUAUUUUAGAAAUUUGGAAGAUGAAUAACACCGGGAAAUCAUUUGAGGAUGCGAUGGAGAAGGUCGGAAAGACGCAGGAGGUAGAUAGAGCUUGAAUCUUUUUCAUGGUACAUUAGUGUAUAUAUAUAUACACUAAUGUACAAACCUAUGUGCAUAUCGAUCGUUGUCCACAUCCUCCUGAUGUUACUUUGUAAUAUGUAUAGAUCUGAACAGUUUUUUCUAUCACGACUCACGAGCUUGUGCUUGAUCCAUAGAACCCCUGCUGUCGCCGUCGUAGAAACUGAACCAUGUAGGUUCUUCGACAGCGAAAGCUCAGGUUAUGCUCUGAUUCUUUUGCUGACGAAACGAAGUAACUGUUGAAUAAAUUGCUGUAAUUCAAGUACGCUUCGAGGCCAGCUACAUGGUCGCAG